ACCUGAUUCCUGCCCCCACCCCACCCCUUCACAUUCCUCCACCCGCGUCCAGUGCCCUCCGCCUCCGCAGCCCAAGCCCGGGUCUCCCGCUCCAACUAUUCCAACCAUGCUGGGCAGGGUGGGGCGCUCGGCUCUCGGGCCCCCCUCCGUGGCACCCCUCCUCCGAGUCAGUCACCCCUACUGCCCCGGUCCCUCCCUUUCUGGGGUGGGGCCAGCCAAUGGGGGACUAGGCUCCAGGGUUUGGCCCUGGUGCCGGUUGCUCUCGGAUCCCCCGCCCCACAGUGCUGGCCGGCGUCCCGGUGCGCACGGACGUGGCUUGAGUUUCCUCGCCUCUCGGUUCUCGCUCUCUUCCUCCUCUCGCUCCCCCUUUCUCUCCGGAUCCUCUCACUCCGCUCCAGCUCCAGCUCCGCUCGGCCGGUCCCGCACCGCUCCGGGGAGCCAUGGAGGACGUCACACUUCAUAUCGUGGAGCGGCCGUUUUCCGGGACGCCCGAAGUUGAAGAUCGUGAGCCCUCCCAGGUGGGGGCACCGGCCGCUGAGGAGCCGUCGGGGACCGGCUCGGAGGAGCUGAUCAAGUCGGACCAGGUGAAUGGCGUGCUGGUGCUGAGCCUCUUGGACAAGAUCAUCGGCGCCGUCGACCAGAUUCAGCUGACCCAAGCCCAGCUGGAGGAGCGGCAGGCGGAGAUGGAGGGCGCGGUGCAGAGCAUCCAGGGCGAACUGGCCAAGCUGGGCAAGGCGCACGCCACCACGAGCAACACGGUGAGCAAGCUCCUGGAGAAGGUGCGCAAGGUCAGCGUCAACGUGAAGACCGUACGAGGCAGCCUGGAGCGCCAGGCCGGUCAGAUCAAGAAGCUGGAGGUCAACGAGGCCGAGCUGCUGCGGCGCCGCAACUUCAAAGUCAUGAUCUACCAGGACGAAGUGAAACUGCCGGCCAAACUGAGCAUCAGCAAGUCGCUGAAGGAGUCGGAGGCGCUGCCGGAGAAGGAGGGCGACGAGGCCGGCGAGGGCGAGCGGCCCGAGGAGGACACAGCGGCGCUGGAGCUGUCGUCGGACGAGGCGGUGGAGGUGGAGGAGGUCGUCGAGGAGUCGCGCGCCGAGCGCAUCAAGCGCAGCGGCCUGCGGCGCGUGGACGACUUCAAGAAGGCCUUUUCCAAGGAGAAGAUGGAGAAGACCAGGGUGCGCACGCGUGAGAACCUGGAGAAGACGCGCCUGAAGACCAAAGAGAACCUGGAGAAGACGCGCCACACCCUGGAGAAGCGCAUGAACAAGCUGGGCACGCGCCUCGUGCCGGCCGAGCGGCGCGAGAAGCUCAAGACGUCCCGGGACAAGCUGCGCAAGUCCUUCACGCCCGACCACGUGGUGUACGCGCGCUCCAAGACGGCCGUGUACAAGGUGCCGCCCUUCACCUUCCACGUCAAGAAGAUCCGCGAGGGCGAGGUGGAGGUGCUCAAAGCCACCGAGAUGGUGGAGGUGGGUCCCGACGACGAGGAGGCUGGCGCCGAGCCCGGCGAGGCGGGCGACCUGCUGCGCGCCAGCAGCCCCGACGUGCACACGCUGCUGGAGAUCACCGAGGAGUCGGAUGCCGUGCUGGUGGACCGGAGCGACAGCGACUGAGCCCGCCCCACCCCACCCCGCGCUUGCCCCCCGCCCCCCCACAUACUUUCCUCUUUCGCACCACCUGCGCUCCUCUACCCCCUCCUACUCCUUAGUCCUCCACUCCCAGAUUCGCUGCUGGGGUCCGCUGUGGAAAACAGCACCCCUUACCCCCAAGAGGGCGGAGCGGGAGGCAGCCCCAGUGCAGACGUAGUCUGGGUGAAAAUACGGGCUCCGUGUUGGAGAUCCAGGAGGAAGUCGCUGCCAGGCCUUGGUGGGCUCUCCCGAUGGGUGGGUGGAGGACUGCCUGCCCUUUGGCCGCACUCACGCUCCGAAACUGCCACGCGCCUGCGUGAGCUCUUUUUCCUGCUCUUCUGGGCCCACUCUUCAAAGCCAGAUUUUCCAAAGAGGAAAAUGGAAUCCUGCAGGGGACCUUGGCUCACGUAGAAGACCCGCCCCCCACGCUUUGCAGUCGGAUCU
Ochotona princeps (American pika) is the source of this 2072-nucleotide messenger RNA. RefSeq names its product caveolae associated protein 1 (gene CAVIN1). Gene Ontology annotation, biological process: termination of RNA polymerase I transcription; transcription initiation at RNA polymerase I promoter. Lineage: Eukaryota; Metazoa; Chordata; Mammalia; Lagomorpha; Ochotonidae. Gene Ontology annotation, molecular function: rRNA primary transcript binding. Bases 441 to 1613 code for a protein of 390 amino acids. Gene Ontology annotation, cellular component: cytoplasm; caveola. The transcript has 2 exons. The record is from RefSeq and is a predicted model, not a curated record.